Molecule: messenger RNA, 2759 nt
Organism: Salvia hispanica
Lineage: Eukaryota; Viridiplantae; Streptophyta; Magnoliopsida; Lamiales; Lamiaceae
Product: pentatricopeptide repeat-containing protein At3g60050-like
Molecular function (GO): protein binding
Source: RefSeq, a predicted model, not a curated record
UCCAAUCAGUAAAAGUUCCGGUCGUAUACAUAUAAACCCUAAAUGAAUGUGGCGCCUCCAUUCAUAAACCCGACCCGCCACGCCGCCCGGUUACCGGCGAAACCCGACCCUCCGGCCUCGCUCCUCCACCGCCCUCCCUCGCCAUCUCUCCUUCCAGCCUGCUUCGUCGAUAAUUCUUGAUUUACUUCGAUUUUCUUGGUUGAUUUGGUCACAACAUGCGAUUCGAUGCUGAUUACCGAGGUUUUUGUGUGAUGGGAAGUUUUUCAUAUCUUGAAUUGCGUGCAACUGAAUUUGUUGCGUUUAGGUCUAGCCGCAAUUUGUUGGCAUUCUUAGCCUUUCAGGGAGCUAAUGACUUGCUGUUAUAAUGGGUUUUCCCCCAUUUCUGAUAUACAUUUAUCAUGUACUCUGUAGCUCUUUUCAGUUGCAGAAAUAUCAAGAGAUUUUGUGGUUUUAGCUUGGUUUCUCGUAAUUUAUGUAGUCGUAUAUUUAAUGGUGAUGAUGUCGAAAAUGGAUUUGGGCGGAUUGAGGAUUUUCUCAAUGAGUCGUGGAAAAGUUCAAAGAAUGGGUCCAGUUGGGAGGACACUGCUUCAGUUUCACCUAAUUCUCGGGGAAAUUUCUCUGCACGAAAUGUUUUUGUUGAUGAGGUGAGAUGCGAUGCUGAAAGGAUUUUUGAAAUUCUAUCUCAGGAUGGCCCGGGGUAUGAUGUGAAGCCUGUCUUGAACGAUUUAGGUGUGAGGGUUUCAGGCCUUCUUGUGAGGGAAGUUCUUUCUUGUAUCAUAAAGACAAUAAAUCAUGCAAACAAAAAUAGGUGUGCAAAGCUGGGCUACAAGUUUUUCGUGUGGUCUGGUGAACAGGAGAAUUACAGACACACAACAAAUAUCUACAAUUUAAUGAUGGAGAUCUUUGCAGAGUGUGAGGAAUUUAAGGCAAUGUGGAGGUUGCUCGAAGAGAUGAUUGAGAAAGGGUACCCUACUACUGCCAGGACAUUCAAUCUACUGAUAUGCACUUGUGGUGGUGCUGGAUUAGCUAGAAAAGUUGUAGAGAGGUUUAUGAAAUCGAAGAAUUUCAACUAUAGGCCAUUUAGACAUUCAUUCAAUGCUAUUUUGCAUUCUCUUUUGACACUGAAUCAGUACAAGUUGAUUGAGUGGGUGUAUCAGCAGAUGUUGGUUAAUGGUCACUCUCCUGAUGUAUUAACCUACAACAUCAUGAUGUGGGCAAAGUUUAGGCUCGGGAAGUUGGAUCACUUUCAUGGAUUGCUUGACGAAAUGGGUAGGGGUGGGUUUUCACCUGAUUUUCACACAUUUAAUAUACUCCUCCAUGUCAUUGGCAAGGGUGACAAACCAUUAGCAGCACUGAAGCUCUUAAACCACAUGAAGGAUGUUGGUGUUGAUCCAACUGUGCUCCACUUCACCACAUUAAUUGACGGCCUCAGUCGGGCUGGUAACUUGGAAGCUUGCCGGUAUUUCUUCGAUGAAAUGACAACGCAUGGGUGUGCACCCGAUGUUGUCUGUUACACUGUCAUGAUAACUGGCUAUGUUGUGGCCGGUCAGUUAGAUAAAGCUCAGGAGAUGUUCUCUGAUAUGAUUAACAAGGGUCAAUUGCCUAAUGUGUUUACCUACAAUUCCAUGAUCCGUGGACUUUGUAUGAACAAGAAAUUUGAGGAAGCUUGGUUGAUGUUAAAAGAAAUGGAAUCAAAAGGUUGUAAUCCCAAUUUCCUUGUGUACACAACCUUAGUAGGUUAUCUUCGCAAUGCAGGCAGGUUGUCUGAAGCUCACCAAGUCAUAAAGCAUAUGAUGGAGAAGGGGAAGUAUACACAUCUGCUGUCAAAAAUUAAAAGAUAUAGGAGAUGCUAAGUAGGUGAAGUACCUAUAUUAGGGAGGAUCCUUUGGAAAUUGGUGCUCAAAAUGUUCCGACUUUUGGUGAAUCAAUGUCAAGUGAUCUUGAGUUUUUUCUCAAAAUCCCUGUAACUUUGUUCCCAGAAAAGCUAGUUCAUGCCAAAACUGUGAAUCAAGGAUGUAUGCUCAGUGGUGAUUCUGCUGCUGCUAUUACUACCAUUGUAGUACAGAACUUGGACGUAGAAGAGCAUAAGCAAAGAGAUUUGGGCUUUGGCAUCAGCUCUGAAGGAGUGCAAACCGAAGCUGGAAGAACUGUUAAAUACUGUACCUGUCAAGAGAACCUGUGGAAAUGGGUAAAUGAUGCUGAAGUCUGCAGUAAGAUGGCCUGUUCAAUCCAUUCCAGUGUGUUCGGAAUCAAAUUACAAUCUUUCUUGCAUGCCUUUUGGCCCCAACACAGUUUUAAUAGUGAACACCAGAAAUGGCAACGAUGAAAUGGUAAUUUCCCGGAGAUCCACACACCAGAGGAUUCUUGAAAUUGAGCAACAAGUUGUGGAACGCGAUAUAGGUCUUCCAGUUGAUCUAAUUGUAAGCUCUGAAGUUUGUCUCACUUGGUAUGACUACAAAAGUAUUGGAAAAAGCUUCAGAGCCAGACGAGGCCUUUUCAAGCUUGCACUUAUGCGUUGAAAGUGUCGGAGCGAAUAUUUUGACAUCACUUGGUAAUUACAACUGAAAAUUUUAAGAUUAUAAAAGAUUUUGCUGCUGCCUUUUCUUAGUUAUUCUAAUUCUUUGGUCAUUUUUGGUGAUGAGUAUGUGUUGCAAAAGGCGAAUAACAUGUAUUGGACAGGAGUCACAUUCUUUUAGGAUACUUUUGUAAAGCAGUUCAACACAUGAGAAAGCAAUUUUCUUGGCAGCGUUAUGGAAUCA